AGUCCAGGGGAAGCAAAAGACUGUACAAAUGUAUCCAACUUUUCAAAAGUAUAUGUCUACAUAGCAACACACAGUCCCAUGUCAAUGAAAACAUUGUGUGGGAAAGGAAGGCGGAAGCACAGCCUGUGUCUGUAUUUCCUUUCCACUACUCGACUUGCUCAUUUGUCAUUACGGGAAGUAUAAUCGACAAGCCAAUCAAAUGCAGAGCUAGCACUUAAUAGACGUUUUCUUCUACCAACCAAGUGGCACCACGCUCAGUAUCCCACGUAUCAUUAUUUAGAACACGUGGCCAGUGGGUAAGGCCCUAACAGGCUAAUAGCCAUCGCUUCUAAAUGUUUGACGCUGGGUUCAGCCAAUAGUAAGGUAAAAAAUAUACGUGUGGGCGGGAAUUGUACUUGGAAGAGAGUCUACUAGAAAGCAAGGCGGAAGCAUUGCAGCUGACUAUCUAGCAAUGGGUAUUUACGGAUAUUGGAGACGAUUAUGAGGUGUUCGAGCUGCAAGUGGACACGGCAGUCAUUACAUGGAUCAGUAAGAGAUCCAUGCAGACAUUGAAGACAAUGACCCUGCUUGAAACACUUGGCGCUGGUUAAGCAUCACAUCAAUGGCAGUGACAGAGUGUCAAUGGGCAUCUUUGGGCUCUCGUGUAGGGCUGCGCGCUGCGCUGGUGCUACUGUCUGCUUCACUUCUGGUGCUUCUCUUACCCUUGAGUGGACUGGAGCAUCAGUACAGAACAGCCUUGAACAUAUUGCUGCAGUAUAACCUGUGGGGGGGUGAUGAUCGGGGGCACACAUUCACUGGCCAGACCAGGGGUCUCGCUGUCGCCUCAACGGCAAUUGAACUUCUUGUGCUGAAACAGAAGCCUACAUCAGAUGUCACGUUCGAAGCCAAAGCUGCUCUAAACCAAGCUUUAGAAAUGAAGCGCCAGGGGAAGAAGGAUAAAGCACACAAGCUUCUUCAUCAUGCCUUAAAGAUGGACCCCGAUCAUGUGGAUGCCUUAAAUGAGCUUGGCAUCCUCCUGGAAGAAGAAAAGGACAUCAUUCAGGCCGACUAUUUAUACUCAAAAGCUCUGACACUAUCACCACAUAACGAGAAGGCUUUGAUAAACCGAGAUCGGACGCUGCCCCUUGUUGAAGAAAUUGACCAGAGGUACUUCAGUAUAAUCGACAGCAAAGUAAAGAAACUACUGUCAAUUCCAAAAGGCAAUCCUGCUCUCCGCAGGGUAAUGGAAGAGUCUUAUUACCACCACAUCUAUCACACAGUUGCUAUAGAAGGAAACACCCUCUCGCUUUCAGAGAUCCGGCACAUUAUUGAAACCCGUUAUGCCGUGCCAGGAAAGAGCUUGGAAGAGCAGAAUGAGGUCAUAGGUAUGCAUGCUGCCAUGAAAUACGUCAACGCAACUCUGGUUUCCAGAAUAGGAUCAAUGACUAUUGACAACUUAUUGGAAAUACAUAGACGGGUUUUGGGCUAUGUGGAUCCUGUAGAAGCUGGCCGGUUUCGUCGUAACCAAGUUUUUGUUGGCCAUCAUAUCCCACCCCACCCUAGAGAUGUAGAGAAACUCAUGCAGGAAUUUGUGCAGUGGCUAAACUCUGAAGAAGCAAUGAGCUUACACCCGGUGGAGUUUGCUGCUCUAGCCCAUUAUAAACUAGUAUAUAUCCAUCCCUUUGUAGAUGGCAAUGGCAGGACAUCUCGCUUGCUUAUGAAUCUUAUUUUGAUGCAAGCAGGGUACCCACCAAUUACUGUAAGGAAAGAACAGCGCUCAGAGUAUUAUCAUGUUCUAGAAAUAGCCAACGAAGGUGACGUGAGGCCUUUCAUAAGAUUUAUAGCCAAAUGUACUGAAAGCACCUUAGAUCUUUUAUUGAUUGCUACAGCAGAACACCCUGUAGGUCUUCCAGAGCCCAAUCAUGGUUCUUCAGAGUGCAAACAAUCUAUUACAAUUAAGACUUGACCUACACAAUACUCCUUUGCCUUUCAUGCCUUACCCUAUUUAUUAGUGGAAUUGACCCUCCAUUUAGUUACCUGAAGAUACAUUAAGAUACAAUGCCCUCAUACUGUUGUAUCUAAGGGAAGCCCCUUUACAAGGUAUAUUCUUAGGUUUCAUUCAUACUACACACUGGUGUAAUUUUGAUCGUACUAAUCAGCCCAACAUCACCGUUGCAGCUGUGAAAUCUUUGGGAACAGGAUGAUCUAAUCACGCCAUGCAAAUAUGUCCUGUCCAAGAAAGUGCAUGAUGGUGUUCAUUAAUGUUUUUUCUUUUUUUUUUUAAAUGCAUCCCACUUAAUUAUCACAUAAAUUGCAUCCAGAAUCAUAAAGAUUUAAUUUUCAGGGUUGGAUUACCGUCUGUAGUAUGAAGACGACUUAAAACAUAAAGAAUCAUACUCCGCGUGGCUUUAUUUGCCACAUUAUCUUAAUUUAUUUGCCCAUGUUAUGCUGCUAGUUAGAUUUUUUGUUUGUAUUAAAUGCAAUUCAUUGACUUGUGGGAUCACAAGUCCAUGAAUUGCAAUAAUAAGGAAAAUGAUAUAUCGGAUAAUGAUUUAUGCUACUGAUUAUCUUUCAUUAGUGAACCAAAAUUCGAAAUACUGCUGCUUGCCAUCAAAUGUAAUGGUUAUAAGCAGAAUUUCCCUUUUUACAAACGUGGAAUUUUGCCUUUGAGCUGUAUACCAGUAGAUUCCAGGGCAUAUCAAAGUUCUAGUGAGAACACUGGAAACUAACCAGUAUUACUAAACAUAUAAGAUAAAAAAACAUAUGUAAAGGGCUUUAUUGCACAUACUAAUUUACUAAUUCUUUGCACUUUGUCUGAACCUUAGAAGCAAAUAUAAUUAUAAUUCACUCUUUGUAUAGCAUAGGAUCUAUUUUUCAAAAACCAUCAUUCAGACAAGCUCAGAGAUAUGGAAAUGUCAUUUUCUAUAGAGUUCAUUUUAAACAAUAUUUUUUUUUCCCUGUAAUAAAUAAUAAUAGCUUGUAAAUGAUUGUAAACUAGAGGCAUGUUGUAUGGCAAUCCUAUUGGAUUUUUAUAAGCCUAUUAUUAGCACUCCGUAUAAUAUCGUCCCAUACUGAAUCAAUGCAGCUUGGUGAUUGAAUUGAUAAAUGUACAUCAAAUAUUUAUCGUUCAUCGCUCAAGCUUUCAGGAUUUGUUAUCCCAAACGAAGAACUAAUCUGGUAUCUCUAAUCUCAUAGAAGGCUAUGGGCAAAGUUGUGAUACGUUUUGAUUCCACUUUCCUGGAAGUGUGAAAGCGCUUUUCAGGGUGAUUGUCAAAACGUUUUCCUUGCUUUGUGUUCUCUAGCUUGUAUGAAAAUGCUAGCAUCUUAGCUUGCAGGUUUAGUUAGAUUUGGUUUUCUUAGGCUGGGUAGUGAUAGCCUUCCUUUCUAUGUUUAUAAUCAGGGCUGUAGAGUUGGUACAUAAAUCUGUUGAUUCCGACUCCUCAUUUUAUGGUACCUCUGACUCCAACUCCUCUGCUUUUAAAGGAACGGUAUGUGUAUAGAAAACGGAUCCGCACACACUCUGAUUAAUGCAGUUGGGGAGUAUCCCCUUUUAUUUAGCCACCAAACAUCAACGUUUCGGGGGGGGGGGAAACACCCACCCUUCAUCCUUCACAUACGUUGCUAAGGGACCCGGCCAGGUCAACGGAAGAGACGCAGAAUUGGUGAACUACAGGUCUGCGGUAGGAGAAAUUACAUUGUGUUCAAAGGAUCGGUAGCACCAAAAACUGAAAGUGUAUCAAAGUAAUGAAAAUAUAAUGUAAUGUUUCUCUACACUGGUAAAAGCUGUGUGUUUACUUCAGAAAGACUACUAUAGUUUAUAUAAACAUGCUGCUGUGUAGCCAUGGGUGCAGCUCUUCACGCAGGAAAAAAGGCACAGGUUCUGUCCAAUACAAUGGAGUUUUAUGUAUUUGGUGCAUAACCUGUGCAAACACGCCGCUUUUACUAGUGCAUGCUAACAGUAUAUUAUAUGUGAAUUAUGUUAAAACGAUUUCAAAUUUUGGUGUUACUGUUCCUUUUAUAUACUAAUGUGUUUUCCAUGUUAAGUACACAACAUACAAGGCAUUAUUAUAAACCAAAGUUAAACUACAUAAAACAAAAAGAGAUGGAAAACCUAAAACGUCUUCUAUAUUAAUUGAACCUGGUCUAUUGCUGUAGAAUAGCUGUUAAAUACAAUCCAAAAUUAACUAAAGCAUUGUCCUUAUAAACAAAAUUGCUUCUGCCAGAUUCUCCGCCACAGAAGCUUUUAAAUCUGAUUAUUUUCAGUUUUUAAAUUUAUUAGGAGUCAUCACAUUUGGGGUGACUCCGAAACCCAAAAUUGCUUCCAACUCCUCAGCUCUGUCUAUAAUCCCUUAUAACUGCUGGUGGGCGUGGCCUUUCAGGGACUUCCCUUAUUGGGGACUACAUCCAACCACAUGGUGUUAAACCUCACACCAGGCUCAACCUUUUCCUUUAUAGUCUGUAUUCCUCUGUACUAUGCACAGGUCUGCAGGAAAAAUCUUUAGUGGUCUUAAGUUUUAUCUGCCCAUAUUAUUCAAUUAAUAUGUUGCUUGCAUUGCAGAUAAUCUUUUAUUUAAAUGAAUACGAGGAAGAAGGGCACUUGUGACCGGUCUAUUUUUCCUAUACUGUAUCGUGGAUCCUAUUAAGAUGGUAAAGGAUUUGAAAGAGGUUACUACUCCAGUAAAAAAAUGUUUUUUUCAUGAUACUGCAUAUGUGGUGCAGCUUAUUGUGUCUGUUCUUUCUUGUUAAAACAAGAAGAUAACUUUAAAGCACUUUGUUUUUGUAUUGGUAAUGUAGCCCAACAAAUGGAUCUCCACAUCAGCGACCAGUCUGCUUGGCACAUCCAAAUUUAAUACCAGCAUGUUGUCUUAUUUUUAAGUCUACAUUUAAAUCUGGAAGAUUAUUUUACCUUUGCAUAACAUUUCCAGUGCCGGGAUGUCACUCGUUUCAAAAUGAUUUCUCCUUAGAGCGUUGCUGGUGUUUCAACUACAUUUUAUAUAUUCUGCCAGGUUGUGAACUAUUAUCCUGGACAUUCUAAUCUGAAGAACGUAUCAUAUCAUCGAUCUUCUACUGGUGCAAGGGGAUCUCUAGAACAUCAUUAUUGCCUUAUACAGAUUUUAUAACUGAAUUCUGUUAUUUAUCACCAGUUUGUUUAUUAUCAUUUCAGUUUCUGUGACAAUAAUUCCUGCAGAGCCCAAUGUAAUUGCAGAUUGGUCCUGCUUUUUACUGGCAUUUAUAUGGCAACCUCAGAAUGACUGAAAGUUAUGCCAGUUCAGUUAUAUAACUGAAUAUUUCCGGUGAACCCACCAUUGAUUUUUUUUUUUUUUUUUUCAAGCAUUUGGCACUUUAGUUGUGUGCAAUAUUUUAAAUAAUAAAUUAUUUUGAUGUUGAAGCACCUACUGUCUUAAUGGAAUGUCACCAGGCAGUGGUUUGACAAGUGUAUGAUGAUCCUUAACUUUUCCUUCCAUUCUUUUCUAGCAUUUAUAAAGGACAUAGAAUGGCUGCUUGUGUAAGAACAGGAUGUUUUAUUAGAAUAAUUGCGUAAGUGGAUGAAUGGGAUCACUGGUGCAAGGAAUCAGUUAUUAUUUUUCCAUAUCCAAGUGAUAAGGUGAUAUCACAAUUAUUCUACCAUUAAUAAGGUGGAAGUAUUGUGAAAAUCCAAUAAAAUAUUUGAACAACAA
Xenopus laevis (African clawed frog) is the source of this 5657-nucleotide messenger RNA. It is a transcript of the gene ficd.L, whose product is annotated as FIC domain containing L homeolog. The transcript has 3 exons. Gene Ontology annotation, molecular function: AMPylase activity; Hsp70 protein binding; protein adenylylhydrolase activity. Lineage: Eukaryota; Metazoa; Chordata; Amphibia; Anura; Pipidae. Gene Ontology annotation, cellular component: membrane. The record is from RefSeq and is a predicted model, not a curated record. The coding region runs from base 602 to 1945 and encodes 447 amino acids.